Polypterus senegalus (gray bichir) is the source of this 3164-nucleotide messenger RNA. It is a transcript of the gene acp7, whose product is annotated as acid phosphatase 7, tartrate resistant (putative). The coding region runs from base 253 to 1839 and encodes 528 amino acids. Lineage: Eukaryota; Metazoa; Chordata; Cladistia; Polypteriformes; Polypteridae. Gene Ontology annotation, molecular function: metal ion binding; acid phosphatase activity. The record is from RefSeq and is a predicted model, not a curated record. The transcript has 14 exons.
GACUGAUUAAUAGCACUUUAUUUGUUGCAAGAUAAAAAAUUAGCUUUUUAACGAAGCUCAGCAAAUACAUUUAAAUAAAUAAAUACUAUAACAAACUAACACCAGAAUUUCUAAAAAGGCAGAGACUUCUGACUUGCCUGAAGAUAAAAGUGCAGUUAUAACCCCCAUGAAGCACUACAAAGGCAUACUGUUGUUUUUAUAAAGGUUUUAGUUAUGUUUCCUUGACAUUUAUGCGUAACCCUGUCAUUAAUUAUGGAAUUCGUCAUGGACAAUCCAUACCUAUCACACCCCCCCAGAUUUAGUUCAAAGCUACUGGUGCCCCUCAUUCAUGCUCUGGCCAUGGUCUCUGUAGUCCUUCUGCAUUCUGCUGACUGCCCAUUUCGAGAGCUGAAUUGUCUCACAUACACAGACACAACAGGCAAAGUUUUCCUCUGUGCAGCUGAAAAGCUACUGCAGCUUAGCUCCCUUAAUUUCACUUGUGACCCAGAUUCAAUCUUUUUAGGAAGAAAAAUAUCAGAGAUGUUCACUUUAGAUCAAGUAUGGCUGUUCCUCACUUUCUACAUUACUCUAGUGAGAAGUGUUCCACCUGUUGGUCUUCAGCCUGAGCAGAUCCAUCUGUCUUAUCCAGGUAAUCCUCGAUCAGUGGUCAUUACCUGGACAACCUUUAACAAGACGGACACUCUGGUGGAAUAUGGCGUGUGGGGUGAAAAGUUGUUUGAUAAGGCGACCCAGGGAAGCUGCACCAUGUUUGAAGAUGGGGGGACGGAGAAGAGAAGCCUGUUCAUCCAUCGGGUUACUCUGCAAGACCUCAAGCCUGGCUUGGCCUACGUUUAUCACUGUGGCAGUGAGGAGGGCUGGAGUGAGAUCCUCUUCUUCAACACCAUUAAGGAAGGCAACAACUGGAGCCCCAGGUUUGCACUUUUUGGAGAUUUGGGCAAUGAAAAUCCUCAGUCUUUGGCUCGGCUACAGAAGGAUGCCCAGAUUGGCAUGUAUGACUUCAUUUUACACAUUGGUGAUUUUGCCUACGACAUGGAAGAGGACAAUGCGAGAAUUGGAGAUGAAUUCAUGCGGCAGAUUCAGUCUAUAGCUGCUUAUGUUCCUUAUAUGACGUGCCCUGGAAAUCACGAGCAAGCCUACAAUUUCUCAAACUACAGGAACCGUUUCAGCAUGCCAGGAGACACUGAAAGCCUUUGGUACAGCUGGAAUGUUGGACCUGCACACAUCAUUUCGUUUUCCACCGAAGUUUAUUUUUACCUGGAUUACGGGUUGAAUUUGCUUUUCAGACAAUACCAAUGGCUUGAAAAGGACCUUAAGGAAGCAAACAAGCCAGAGAACCGGAGAGAGAGACCGUGGAUUAUAACGAUGGGUCACAGACCGAUGUACUGCUCCAAUGACGACAAGGACGACUGCACCCUGUUUGAAAGCUAUGUCCGACUUGGCCGCAACGACACAAAGCCUCCUGCACCCGGUCUAGAAGAGCUCUUCUACCUUUAUGGUGUCGACCUGGAGCUGUGGGCCCACGAGCACAGUUACGAGAGGCUAUGGCCAGUGUAUGGAUUCCAGGUUUUCAAUGGCAGCAAGGAGCAGCCAUAUGUCAAUCCAAAAGCACCAGUGCACAUCAUAACAGGAUCUGCGGGUUGCAGAGAGGAACAUGACGGGUUUGUCCCAAAGCCACGAGAAUGGAGUGCAUUCCGCAGUACUGAUUAUGGAUACACACGAAUGCAGGUGCUAAACAGCACACACCUCUACAUCGAGCAAGUCUCAGAUGACCAGAGCGGCAGGGUGAUCGACAGUGUCUGGAUUGUGAAAGAACAGCAUGGCGUGGCAGCCUGGCUUUGACCAAUGCAGAAGCUGGAUGGCGGCUCUUGACCUCUGCAGUUCUUAGUGUCAUUACUUAUGAUUUCUUCCUAAAAAAAAUUAAGAAUGGAAACUUUUUUUUUCUUUAAAUUAGGUUGAUUCCUCUCUGAUUCUAACAUUCAUGUUCAGAGGUAUUUAUCUCCAUGAACACUUAAAUAUGAGUAAAAACAGGACAGCAGGAAGACAAUGGAACCAAGAAAUAACAAAUUAGCAUGCAUUGCGUAAUAUUCAAGUUGCUCUAGACAGCAGAUGGAAGGUAAAGGGACCAGAAAAUAAAUGUGUGUCAAAGCUUAGGAAAGUUCUAACCAAUGUCUUUGCCAGAUCAAAAAAUAAACCCUAAAUUGCAGUUAAAGUCCACGUCAAAAUAGUGUUUAACACAUUGACUAUCACAAUGAAAAUAAGUGAAUUUGCUCCUGGUGCCAAUCUAAAAUCAGGGCAUUAGUUUAAUUUACUAAUUAAAUGCAUUUUGUUAUUCACCAAAACCCUAAACUCUAAAAACCAUCUAUUUGAAUUACCUCAUAGUUGGUGAAUGAAACCAAAAAUUCAUUGUGAACACCAUCUGUAUGUGGACUCAGCUGGGUCUGACAAUUCAGAUCCUCCACAAUUAGUUGCAAUCUAAUGUUGCAAUUUCCAGCGAUAUUCAGAUGGUUGCAGUUCCCCAUAUAUAAAUUGUUUCUAUGAAAAAUGUUAUCCAAAAUAAGGCUAAUAACAAAAAACUAACAAAGUGAAAUAUUCUGUUUCUGUGGUGCCAUGCUAUGCUCAGUUUAUAUCCAUUACUCACAAAUAUGCUUGUAGUUUGUACUAAAGCCCGGAGGACAGUUUACGAGAAACUGAGUAGAAGGUGGCGGUGGUUGUGCCAGUGGUCUUUGUCCAUAGAUCACCUCCUACGAGUUAACUCGCAUUUAACAGUCAACGUGUUAAUCACAAUAAACAAGAAAAGCAAAAGCACACAAAAGGGUUCUUUUUUGUUAUCCUAAUAUCAGAAGUCCUAGAAACACCUGCAGUGACCUUUUAUGCCGUUUUGAUGAUAAUGUCAAACAUCGCACAUUAGGAAGCUAAUGCUGUAGCAGUGUAGUGGGAAUUGUGCCACAAAUGGCAGUGCCUGCAAAAAUCAGGAUAUUGUCAAAAAAGAAAGAUACGAAUAAUUUUCCACUAUUUGAAAAUGCUGAAAAUGAAUUAGGCAAUCCCACAAUACAAAAAAACUUUGAUUCUAGAAAAUGAAAUAAAAAAUUAAAAAAUGAAACAAUCAUAAACACAGGGCUUUGUUAAGUGUUUUCAAAGUUGAAACAUUUACUUUUUUUUUUUUU